This is a messenger RNA of Trypanosoma cruzi, 1764 nucleotides long. RefSeq names its product flagellar radial spoke protein-like, putative. The record is from RefSeq and is a predicted model, not a curated record. Gene Ontology annotation, biological process: cilium assembly; cilium movement involved in cell motility; axoneme assembly. Bases 1 to 1764 code for a protein of 587 amino acids. Gene Ontology annotation, cellular component: axoneme; radial spoke. Lineage: Eukaryota; Euglenozoa; Kinetoplastea; Trypanosomatida; Trypanosomatidae. The transcript has a single exon.
AUGGAAAACGAAGAACACCUAUUUUUUUUUUUUUUUUUGCAUAGUAGGAGAAUUGUUCAUAGAGAAGGAAAAAGGCGGCUCGCACCAUUGCGGGGUAUCGUGCAAAAGGAAAUAACUGCAACGUGUUCUUUUAUUGCCAUGACUGGACUCACGGAGAAUGAAAUCCGCGAGUCACCGCUGUGGCAGCACAUGAAGAAGGUGCUUCUUCAGGUUGUUCAGCAGCAGCCGAGCAGUGCACUGGAUGCCAUUAUCCCCUCCUCCUUCGUUGUGCAGACAGGCAGCGCGGUGCCGCCACACGCCACAACCAUCUACGCAGACCACCGUCCGAGGGUCACCAACGCCGUUCCGUCGGACGCACUGGAGAACUUGCGUUGGGCGUCAAGCUUUGGCAACGUGCUUGCUCCACCGAAACCAAGGCGCAAGCCAACGGAGGAGGAUGAGGAGAUGCCACAGGAGGAAGCAGAGGAGAACGAGGAGGAGGUGCUGCUUGGUGAGGUCAGCAACGUGGUGGGGGAACAGGCCAUCUUUAACUCCGUGGGAGAAGGGCUGCAGCCGGAGGAGGCCUUCCGCCUUGUGGUUGGAAUGAAGCAACUUGUCAAGACGGAGCCGCUCGCGACUGCUCGCUUCUGGGGCAAAAUCCUUGGCAGUGGUGCCGACUACUACAUUGUGGAGACGAAGAUCGAUCCAGAGCGCCUGCCGGAGGAUGAGGAGGACGUUGGCAUGGCAGAUGACGAGGAGGAGGAGGGGACACCCAUCGACAACGUUGCGGAUGUUCUCUACUCGUAUGGCGCAAAAAAGCAGGCAGACACGGAGGUGGAGCCGGCCGGUAGCGGCCUGAACGAGUGGGUGUACUACGCCGCACAGACGGCGGACCCAACCAGCUGGACGCGGUUGCCCGAUGUGACGCCAAACCAAGUGAUUGUUGCACGUCACAUUCGUCGCGGUUUUACGGGGGAUCUUGAAAGCUCUGUCGACACCCACCCGCACUUCCCCGGCAAAGAAAUGAACUAUCUUCGGGCCCAAAUUGCGCGCAUAAGCUGUGCGUGUCGGGUGGCACCGCGUGACAUGUACACAAGCGAGGGGGCUGUUCCAGAGGAGGAGGAUGAAGAGGGAAACGUGUUGCCGCCUCCCGAAUCCGUGAAGGCCUACACGACACUGCCGCCACUCACCCCACAGGAGGUGCCGGACGAGGAGGACACCGAGGCAAUCGAGCCGAUCAAGUCAUGGUUCUACGGCUAUCGCGACGAUGAGUUGCUGCAGGGCAAGUAUUGGGUGCACAUUGCUCCGACCCUGCUGCAAACCGGCCGAACUGUUGCGAGGGAGCAAGAAGAGGAGGAUACGGGGUUUGACCACUCCGAGAAGAUACAUCCAUUUUUGUGUGAAGUCAGCCGUGACGAUCCCCUGACAUAUGCAUCUCACAGCCGUAGUCAACUACCCGCCUGGAGCUUCCGCAAGGCAUUUCACAAUGAGAGUAGCAAAACACGCACCUACGUUGCCAGGUCGGCAACCUGGCCCGGUGCUUUCACGUAUGCCGUGGUGGAAUUGGGCCAGCCAGGCAGUCAGUAUCAGAGCGUCUAUAUCGGCACGGGUCUCAAGAGCCUGCAGGGCAUGAACUACGCGCCAAAGCUACCCCCACGAUGCCUUGUUGAGUAUCCCGAGACUGAAUUGGUGCUACAGCGCGAUGCAACGGCGGACGAUGAAUUGGAGUACGCACCACCACCUCCCAAGGUGGACGCUGCCGACGAAGAAGAUGAGGAGGCUUAG